AUGAGACCAGAGUUCAAAGGCAAUCUGACCCAAUCAGCAAUCCAUCAACUCUAUAUGAAAAGCAAGAAGCCAGGCAUAGAAAAAGAAGAAACAGCAGAGGGAAAGAGGUGGAUCACACAAUCAAAAAAGCACCAAGAGAGAAACCUGUUUCAAUUGUGGAGCAAAGCCUGUACAUCCAAGAAGUCAAUGGCCUGUUACGCAAAGUGUGGAAAAAAGGGACAUUUUGUUUGCAAGUCCAAAAGAGGAGGGAAUGUUAACGAGUUACAAACCCAAUUCAAUUCAAUUCAAUUUUAUUAUUCACACUUUAUAAAAUAUUAACAUUAUAUAUAGUAGGGUAAAAAUACACUAAUGAAGUAGAAGAAGAAGGGAAAAAAAAGAAAAUUAAUGGCUUGGGUAGAAGUGUACGGUGGUCAGAGGAGCUUAGCUUUCGAGCUAACUACCGCUAUUGGAAAUACAUAACCCAGCCUGUCGAUGCGCCCUCAAACGAAGACAGCGCGGCGGAAGACUAUACGUAA
Porites evermanni is the source of this 515-nucleotide messenger RNA. The record is from the annotation of a GenBank genome assembly. Lineage: Eukaryota; Metazoa; Cnidaria; Anthozoa; Scleractinia; Poritidae.